AUGUCAUCAAGGGAGGAGUUGGUGCGUGAGCGGCUACUGGCGGAGUUGUCAACGUUGCGUGAGAGGCACGAUGCGCUUCGGGCACAAGUCGGGAAGCUUCAAGGGCAACGUGGCUUGCCUGAUGACUCUCCAGUACGAAGGGGCAAGAAAAACAACACCCCACUUGGACAGGCUGACCGCGAUGCCAUUGAGGCGUUUUUCAAUAGCUCCGAGGAUGACUUUACAAAAGAGUUUAAUGAGGGACAGGGAAGGCUUCAGCGAACUGAGCUGCUGGAUAGGUUGACUAUGCCCUCGAGGGGCGGGUAG
This is a messenger RNA of Trypanosoma cruzi, 306 nucleotides long. RefSeq lists its product as uncharacterized. The coding region runs from base 1 to 306 and encodes 101 amino acids. The transcript has a single exon. The record is from RefSeq and is a predicted model, not a curated record. Lineage: Eukaryota; Euglenozoa; Kinetoplastea; Trypanosomatida; Trypanosomatidae.